Messenger RNA from Musa acuminata AAA Group (dessert banana), 6364 nucleotides. RefSeq lists its product as uncharacterized. Gene Ontology annotation, molecular function: protein binding. The coding region runs from base 4446 to 5933 and encodes 495 amino acids. Lineage: Eukaryota; Viridiplantae; Streptophyta; Magnoliopsida; Zingiberales; Musaceae. Gene Ontology annotation, cellular component: SCF ubiquitin ligase complex. Gene Ontology annotation, biological process: SCF-dependent proteasomal ubiquitin-dependent protein catabolic process. The record is from RefSeq and is a predicted model, not a curated record. The transcript has 2 exons.
AUCGCUGUCCACCGCUUGCUCCGGAAAACCCUAUCCGCCCUCUCCCCCUCUUCUCGAUCCUCUGCUUCGAGGUGCCCAUCGACGACCACUGGUUACCGCCCGUGAAGCCAUCGUCUGGCAUCCACUCCCUCGUUCGGGGGAUGGGAAUGCCCUCCGAACCACAAUCCCGACAAGCUCCUCUCUGUUGCGAGAUUACUGCCACCACCUCCGCAAGGACAAGGGGAUCGAGAGCCUCAAUGUGGCCUGCGCCGAAGCUCUAGGGAGACGCUCAAGGCAGUGCAGUGGUGGAGCAGCUCAUCAUCACAGUGGCGCGGCUGGGGAGCACCAUCCUUCCUCAGAUCGUAGCCCUCCAGGUCGGAAAUUGGAAUCUAAAGGCCACCGCUGGAGUAGAUAGGGGAAGGUUUCUGACCGUGAGAAUUCCCUAUGCGUGGAGCACUCAAAGCAAUUACAGAGUUCGCCGUAGUGUCAUCGUUGAUGCAGUUGUACUGACGGGGGAGAGAAGGCACAGCUGCCUGCAUUACACAUCCCCAGGAGAGAUGCAGCAAUGCUGAAGAGAGAAGAUUAUCCACUGGCACAGCAUCCCUGCCUACCAACUUGAGCUUUAUCCGGUUGGACUGCUUGGGCACAGACAGUCAUAUGAAUUGUGACCUCUGUCAUGACCGGUUAGCAUUUCUUCCUCUCCCUAAAUACGAAUCCACUAUACCUGAGGCCAAUUCAGAAUGAUUUCCAUGGAUUCAUUGAGCUGAAAACAGUGUAUCAUCGAGGGAUGGAUUGCGGGUCUUGUUACAUCCUGGUUUAAUCACAUUGGAAGUGUUGAAAAUUUUGAAUUGGAUUAUAAGAGUUUGAUGGAUGGUACAACAAUUAACUUUGGCUUAGGCAUUCGGAGUCAGUAGUUUAAACUCAAUGAAAUUAAUAGAUCAAUGUGAAAAAUUUUGAAUUGGAUUAUAAGAGUUUGAUGGAUGGUACAACAAUUACCUUUGGCUUAAGCAUUCGGAGUCAGUAGUUUAAACUCAAUGAAAUUAAUAGAUCAGUUAUUCUAUUAAGGAUCCUGUCAAGUCGGAUCAUGAACUGGGUGUCUGGACAUAUAAACAGAGGUUUGAAAUGUUCAUGUUAGCCAAAGUCCGAUGCAACAGUUCGCCUUGAUUGUUAUUCUCUUCGUUGCUAUUUCCUUCACCUGGUAUGACAAAUUUCACAAAUCGAUGGUGCUACAAGUUUGGUCUUCUUUGACGCUUCUUCCCUUCUAUCACUGAAGGUACGCAUCCGAUACUUUGACAUGCACUGGUGCAAUGCUAUGGAACAUACAAGAAAUACAUUACUAUGUUUUUUUACUGCAAAUCACAUUAUGAUUAGCAGGUAAACACACAAAAGCAAACAGAUAUUUCAAACAAAAUUGAGAAGCUAGCUUAAGAAUUGUUAACUAAUAUUUAGAUUUGACUACAAUACUAAUUAGUUAUUUAUCUGGUCUCAUCUCAAACUUUUGUCAAGCAGGCUAGUGCAUAAAAAAAAAUCAAUCAGUUAAAAGUUAUGAUCAUGAUGGAUAUUUACCAUGGCCUUUUUGUUGGAAAUAAAACUACAUACCAAUGAAGCAGUUGCGAUAAAAUUAUUCACUUUAUUAGUCUCUCAGUAUCAUCAUCAAAUUAUCUUCCUGGGUGAACAAAUAAUAAAACCUGUGACUUAUUUUUCAAACAUACUUGUAAUGCUUAGUAACCUGUCAUAAAGCUUGCCUACUUCAUAAGCUACUGUUUAUUUGCUUUUUGUGUGUUGGUUAAAUUGUGCUGUGGUUUCAUGGAUACAAAUGAGACUUUAUUUUAGUUUGAGCAUGUUCUUCUACAAUCAUAUUUAGAUGAUCUGCUCAUGUAGAUUACAAGAAAUGAACUUUAUGCAGCCUUCCACAUAUCAAUCUAUCAUGAUUUCGUAACAGGGAAAAAAGAUAUUUCUGGUUGUUUCUGUUGAAUCUCUCUAGAUAAGUCAUUGGCAUAGUAUAUAACUUUAUCUUAGCUCAUAUAAUGUUAUAACUCUAAAAGAUGCAGUGUGUUUUAUAUAAAUUCACUGAUCAGGAAAAUUAGAGACUUGAACAUAUGUUUUUAUCCUAAACAAAUUUAAUAGGAAGAAAAUAUGAUUUUGUUAAUGUCUUGAGCUAAUUAUGUAAGAAUCUUGGUCGCAUGCAUGGUAAGCAGAUGGUGACAAUUAAUGUAGAGGUUCCUUCACACUUGUUGUAGGCCAGAGGCAUCCUUCUUGUCUGAUGCUCAGUGUCGUUUCCCUCAUGACCCACUAAAAUCCUGCACAUAGAUUGGAUCCUUGUCCAUAAAAAAAUUCACUUGCAAUGCUAUUAUGCUGAAAGGUUUGGUGCAAAGUCUCAUCUGUAUAUUAUUAAAUAGGUUAAAGUCAUCUAGCAUUAUCAAGUCAACAGUUUGAUGAUCCUUUUGAACUAAUUUUAGAUAAGCUCUUUGAUCAUGGUAUGAUAGAUAGGAAUUUCAAUCAGCUCAAAAGUUCUAGGUUCUGGACCACCCACAACAUGUGAAUAUAUACUUACCGUGGCCCUCGAAAAGAUUGGGUAUUAUGCCAUUAUUUGCUAGGCACAAGAGUUCACUAGAUGCAAUAUGUUUUCUGGGGUUGCUGCAAUUGUAUUUUUUUACGACCUAGAUGUUGGCCUUUCUCCCAGGGAUACCUUGUACAUAUAGCUACUUAUUUCUGGCUGCUUGUUAAUUUUCAGAAGACAAAAAAGAAUAACAAAGGGAAAAAUGUGAUUAAAGGGAAAAGUUUACUCUUCAUGCCAUAUGUUUGAUGGAAUUGAUAGAUUAGGAAAAAUCACAUACCAACAUUAUCUCCAAGAGAACACUUUGUCAAGAAUAUAUGCCUCCUCUUCUUUGCUAGUUAUCUGCAUGAGUCUGCUUCUUUAAAGAUUAAAGAUCACAUUUUCCGCAUGAAUCCCUUGACCUGCAACACAAUUCCAUUCUAGAAAAAGACAUCAGGGGGCUCCUUUUCCAAAGGUGUAAGAACAAAUUUUCAUUCAUUAGCCUAAUACCAUGUGUGGUCUUAAUUUCCAAUGUGAAGUGAAUCUGAUUCUGCUCUCCUUGCUUCCUCUGAAACUUCAUUAGGUAAGACUUAGGAAGCUAAUCCCUGCAAAACCUUUAGCUCUAGGUAGAAUAUGGGACUUGAAAAGAUCAACCUGAAAGCCUUUCUAAAAGUUUAGGCUUGACCCAACUGGAAGAAUGACCUUGUUUUUGCACUUAAACUUUUGCCUCCUGUGACACUGUUUUGCACCUAUCUUGGUUUCUCCUAACUCACAAAAGCUGGGUUUUGUGCCUGCGAUCAGAUACUUGUAUGCCACCUUUGCUUCUUUUUUUUUUUUUUUAUAAUGUCCUUUUACUUGAGAGUAAUGCUAUUUAGUAUGACUUGCCAAACACUGCUUGUGAAAUCAAUCUAUGAAAAUAAAAUUCAUGGUUGUUCUUAAGCUAAAUUAAUCAUCCACACUUGCCAUAUUAUCAUUUUGCUUGCAUGAAGAGCUACAUGCUGAGGGAAUAGACAUAUGUCAGAAUUGACUACUGAUGGUAUGAAGGAACCAAACUUGUUUUAUGCAUCCUCCUAUGUCAUCAUGAUGAGAACCUUCUCACUGGCCACAUGAGAUUUGACCAGUAGAUAAUUCCAAUAUUAGUUGGCAGCAUUUUCUUGUUAGGAAAAAUGAAUUAAUUAUCACAGGGAAGAAAGUUGACACCAUGGUUGCCACCUUCGUGGUGAUGUUUAGUGUGAUCUGCUUCACCUACCACUGCAUGGUGAGUCGUACGUACAUAAACCCUAAAUUACUUGUGCCAAUCUUAAAGAGUUAAAAGGCAUGGUAGAUUGAACCAACCAAAAUUACAAUUGAACCCUGUGCUUCAGCUGGUUUUUUCUUGCCGACCGGACUGAGAAAGGACUUCUCCCCGUUCGUAGUCGCUGUUCCUUCCCUUGCGUGGGCCCCAAGUAACUGUUGCAGUCAUCAGUCUGGUAGAACCGUCGGGUAUGAGUUGGCCGGGAAGGGUACUCAGCAUCUUUACACGGUGCGGUUGCUUCGUGUGGUGCUCUAUAGUGGGUCCCAUGCGGCUUUUCCGGUAUUUUAGCGUGUACCGAACGGGUAUGAAGAGAAGAAGCGUGUGGGAGCUGAGAGGGGUAGCGGUGAAACGAACACGGUGGUGGUUGAUGAAUCAAUGGCGGCAAAAACAGAGUCCAGAGAGGCGCCUCCUCAGCCACACGGCAGCGCCGGUGGGACCGCCACACUUCUCUGUUGUCUCUUCUCCUUUCCUCCCUUCCCCACCUUUUUCUUCCAUCCGUCCGCGUCGCCAUCAUCCCCAACCUCCUCUCCCUCUUUUCUCCUCCUCCUCCUCCUCCCUUCAUCGUCCGUCGAAACGUGAGAGGUGGUAGGGGAGAGAGAGUUCGAAAGGGAGAGGCAGGGAGGAGAAGAGGGUGAGAUGGAUAUGGUGUUGUGUGAUGAGCUGGUUCAGGAGAUCCUGCGGCGGCUGCCUCCCUCCUCCGCCCCGUCCGUCUCCCUCGUCUCCAAGCGCUGGCUCUGCCUCCUCCGCUCCUCCACCACCUCCCUCUCCCUCCGCAUCCCCCCACAUCAAACGACCCCGAUUAUUUCUACGAGCAAUAAUUCGCCAUCACUCCCCUCCAUCCUCUCCCACUACCCCUUCCUCACCGACCUCACCGUCGUGGACGAGGACAACCCCGCCGACGACCUCCUCCUCGCCAUCGCCGCCGCCGCCUGCUCCUCCCGUCUCGCCCACCUCCGCUUCCUCCCGGCGUCCCCUCUAUCCCCUACCGCCCUACUCUCCUCCUCCGCCGCCCUCGCUGGCCUCACCACUCUCCAAAUCGCCUCCCUCCUCCCCCUCUCCUUCCGCUGGCUCUCCUUCCUCCCCUCCCUCAAGUCCUUCUCCCUCGUCCGCUCCCGCCCCAAGCGCCCCCCCUCCCUUCGACAAGAAGCGCAACAGCCGCCGCCGGCUGCUGACGACGAGGACGACGAUGGGGACCGGUCGGCCCUCGUGCUGCUGCCGCUGGAGAGCCUGUCGUUGUCUGGCAUCUGCGCCUCCGACCGCGGCCUCUCCUGGCUGUGGCGCCGCUGCGCCGGUCUCCGGUGGCUGCAGCUGCGCGCCUGCGAGGGAACCGGCGACGGCCCCUCCUCCCCCGUCUUCCCCCUCUGCCUCCCGGGUCUCCUCGUGCUCGAGCUCCGCACCUGCCGCGCUAUCGCCGACCGCGUCCUCCUCCACGCCGCCGACCACUGCCGCGCCCUCACCUCCCUUCUGCUCUACGACGGCGGCAGCCGCGACGCCCUUCACCACUUCAUCCACCGCCGCGGCGCCGCCCUCCGCACCCUCGACCUCCGCCUCCCGCUCGACCUCCACAACGACCACCUCUUCGCCAUCGCGGCCGACGACCGCGGCGACAUUGGCAAGCCUGGGGGCCACCGGCUCGCGGCGCUCCGCCUGCACAGCUGUUGCCUGGUCACAGGGGACGGACUCCGGUCGCUCGCCCGGUCUGCCGCUGGCGCGGCGAUCGAGGAGCUCGCCCUGGUGAACUGCGAUGUGGUGGAGAAGGAGCCCGGGCUGCUGACCUGCCUCAGCCAGAGCAUGCAGCGGCUGCGGAGGGUGGACUUGUCCCACAACGAGGGUUUGGCCGACAAGGAAGUGGGAUCGAUGCUGGCUUCUUGCAGGAAUCUGGUGGAGAUGAGGGUGAGGGGGUGCAGAGCACUGACGGGUGCUGCAUUGAGUUCCUUGCUGAAGUACUGUGGGAAGCAGGUGGAAGUCGUCGACAUCACUUGGUGCCCAGGAAUCGUCAGUGAUGCUGUUGAGAUGCUGGUCAUGAAUGCCUCAUGCCGAUUGAGGCAAUUGAUGGUCGAGGAAAACAAAGUCAAUGAAGCUGCUGCAGUUUGGCUGUCUCAGAAAGGGAUCAAGAUUGGUUGAUCAGAAGAAAGUUCUUCACAUGCCAGCAACAAAGAAGGGGAAUGCAGUAUGGAUCCUCCCCAACCAAUCCAGGAGAGCAAAGUCAGGGAUAGAUGCUGUUUCAGAAAGGGAUUAAGAUUGGUUUGAUCAGAAAGGAGGAGGUACAUAUUUAUCCAAGCCAUAAAAGCAACUUAAUUUUAUCUUUCUUGCAAAUAAAUAAAAGUUACUACGUACGUCUCUUAGUUUGUUCAUACUGUAAAUAAAAAAUUCUUAUAAAAAUGUGAUGCACUUUCUGCUAGCAGACAACCUUCCUUAUCUAAAGAGUAGUGCCAUUACACUCAUCAUGCUUGUUGCAUCUGUACCUUGUUUUAGUGAUUGUAUAUGCUAGCUAGCUAGUAUGUAUGACUUACAAGAGAGCAAUCAAUUAUGAUGAAACAUCAUGAUUUUUUUUC